Messenger RNA from Terrapene triunguis (Three-toed box turtle), 694 nucleotides. RefSeq names its product transmembrane protein 25-like. The transcript has 3 exons. Gene Ontology annotation, biological process: negative regulation of excitatory postsynaptic potential. The annotation marks the transcript as partial. The record is from RefSeq and is a predicted model, not a curated record. NCBI's taxonomy places the organism in Eukaryota, Metazoa, Chordata, Testudines, Emydidae.
AUGGGGCUUGCCAGGAACCUGGCCGGCUGCAGUGCCGCCCUCUCCCACGUGCUGCUGCUGCUGCUCCACAUUGAGGUGCUGGUGCAUUCAGGGCUGGGGGAACCAGAUCCCAAGAUUAAUGGGCAGUCACUGUUGGUGAGCACCAUGCAGGAGGAUGAGAGCCGGGACUUCACCUGCCAGGUGGACAGCUGGCAGGCCGUGCCCAUGCUCACCUGGUACCUGAAUGGCAAGAAGCAGGAGACCAAUGGUUCCACAGUGUUGACCACCUUGGCUGAGGCCUUUGAGCAGAGCUCCAGCACUUUCACAGUGACGGCGCAGCGCGCAGACAGGGAACUGAACUGCUCACUGACAGACCCGGCCUCUGGCAAGACCUCCAACGCCUCGGUGCUCCUCAACGUGCAGUUUAAACCGGAGAUCAUGACGAUGAAUGCAAAGUACCAGGAGGCCAAGGACCCGGGUCUCUUCAUGGUUCUCUUUGUCCUGGUGCGGGCCAACCCCCCAGCCAGCAUCACCUGGAUAGACCAGGAUGGGCACGUGAUGGUGAAUACGUCUGACUUCCUCAUCCUGGACACCAAGAGCUACCCCUGGCUGACCAACCAUACCGUGCAGGUGCAGCUCAGCAGCGUGGCCAAGAACUUCUCUUUCACCGCAGCCAACAAUGUGGGCAUCACCAACUCCUCCAUCCUGCCGCCGG